Dracunculus medinensis (Guinea worm) is the source of this 510-nucleotide messenger RNA. The record is from the annotation of a GenBank genome assembly. NCBI's taxonomy places the organism in Eukaryota, Metazoa, Nematoda, Chromadorea, Rhabditida, Dracunculidae.
AUGGGUAAUCGAGAAUCAAAUAGCUCACUCGCUUCAUCAAAACGAUUAGUAGCGAAGCGAAGUCAGUCUCCAUCACCAGGUAAGAUUAAUAACAUCAUGCGCACUAGAAGUGGAUCAAUUGCACAUACAAGCAGUUCUCGAAAACUUUCAAGUUUUCGUAAAGACGAUAUUUCCGACUCACCACCAUUGGUUGUAAUCAACAGAAAUCAAAGCAAAUCUUUUCGAUCGACAUCAACUGCUAAUACACGAUAUCCCAAUGUUAACACUGAUGAUCAUCGAAAAUCAGAUAUUUGCGCUACUACUGGUUUGAGCUGUCAACAAAAAGCUGUUCUUGCAUCGAUGUGGCGCCAGUUGCCCAGAAGCCUCGUAUUUAAUCUCGGAAAACGCGUGUUCGAAACAAUUUUUGAAAGAGAUCCAAAUCUGAUUAUAGUUAUUGGUCUUGAUAUUCGUAAAGAUUCAACAAAUUGGCGAGAACAUGUAAAUUUUCGAAUGCAUGCACAAGUAUGUUAA